Messenger RNA from Protobothrops mucrosquamatus (brown spotted pit viper), 2959 nucleotides. It is a transcript of the gene PMS2, whose product is annotated as PMS1 homolog 2, mismatch repair system component. NCBI's taxonomy places the organism in Eukaryota, Metazoa, Chordata, Lepidosauria, Squamata, Viperidae. The record is from RefSeq and is a predicted model, not a curated record. The transcript has 15 exons. The coding region runs from base 1 to 2562 and encodes 853 amino acids. Gene Ontology annotation, biological process: mismatch repair. Gene Ontology annotation, cellular component: MutLalpha complex. Gene Ontology annotation, molecular function: mismatched DNA binding; ATP-dependent DNA damage sensor activity; ATP binding.
AUGGAAUUUACUCCAGGAGUGGAAAAAAACAUCAAGCCAAUUGAUCGCAGAUCAGUUCAUCAGAUCUGUUCAGGCCAAGUGGUGCUGAAUCUAUGUACCGCUGUAAAAGAGCUGGUGGAAAACAGCCUAGAUGCUGGCGCUACUAACGUUGAAGUGAAGCUUAAAGAUUAUGGAGCGGAUCUUAUUGAAGUAUCUGAUAAUGGUUGUGGCGUAGAAGACGAAAACUUUGCAGGCUUGACACUGAAGCAUUAUACUUCCAAGAUCCAAGAAUUCUCUGAUCUCAUCAACGUGGAAACAUUCGGCUUCCGAGGUGAAGCUCUGAGCUCUUUGUGUGCGUUAAGCAAGGUUUCCAUUGUCACUUGUCACAAGUCGGCCAGUAUUGGGACACGGCUGGCGUUUGAUCACAGCGGGAAGAUCACCCAGAGAGUCCCUGUCUCUCGGCCACAGGGGACUACUGUCAGCCUCCAGCAGCUGUUUUGUACUUUGCCGGUCCGACACAAAGAAUUUCAGCGUAACAUAAAGAAGGAGUUUGCCAAAAUGGUUCAGAUACUGCAAGCGUACUGCAUCAUUUGCACUGGGGUUCGAAUUAAUUGCACCAAUCAAGUUGGUCAAGGGAAGAAGCAGGCUGUGGUGAGCACCAGUGGAAGUUCUACUUUAAAAGAAAACAUUGGUGCCAUAUUUGGACACAAGCAGGUACAAACCCUGAUUCCCUUUGUACAACUGCCCCCGAGCGGAGAAACCUGUGAAGAAUACGGCUUGAACGUUUCUGCUCUGCCCACCAAGCUUUAUACCAUCUCAGGAUUCGUUUCGCAGUCCAAUCACGGCGAUGGAAGGAGCACAACGGAUAGGCAGUUCUUUUUCAUUAACCAGCGGCCGUGUGACCCAGGAAAGGUUUCCAGACUUGUGAAUGAAGUCUAUCAUAUGUAUAAUAGGCACCAAUAUCCAUUUAUUGUUCUUAACAUCUGUGCAGAAUCUGGAUGUGUGGACGUCAACGUAACUCCAGAUAAAAGGCAGAUCUUGCUUCAAGAAGAGAAGCUUUUAUUAGCAAUCCUAAAAACAUCCUUGAUGGGGAUGUUUGGCACUGACGUUAAUAAACUGGUCGUCAAUCAAAAGCUGAUCGAUCUUGAAGGGAACUUGAAAAGCGUUCCCCGAAACGAGAGGGAAGCAUCUCCCUUGGGAACAUCCACCAGCCCUUCGCCUCCAGAUCGGAACGAGGCAUCCAGAAUAAACCUCGCCGUUGCUCGUCUGAAGGAGUCCUUUUCUCGCGGGAAAACAUCGGCUUUUCAAGACAGCGAGAAAGCCCCACCGAAAGAGAGGCCCCCCAAUUUAGGACUACGCCAGAUGUUUGCUGGUUUUUCAGCCUCUCCCCGAAAGAAAACCAUGCCUGGCAAGGCAUCCGAAGACGGGAAUGAGGUCAUUUCCAGGAAAUCCUGGCUUGCAGGCAGGAAGUUGGAGAACUCAACCGAAGAUACGGAUUCUGGUGUGGGGAGCGUCUCCGCCGAGUCAGAUGGCGGUUUUGGCACCCCAGAGAUGGGGGUCUGUUUUAGAGCUGAAAGCACGGCGGGUUCUCCCAAAGGAGAACCCCGUGUUUUUAGCGGAGGAAUUCAGAGCAGCGACGGUGGAUCUAGCGGGGUUUUCUGGCCCUCCGAACCAAACCAGGGCAAAGAAGAUAAUAGCUUCUCUCAGCCAGCCAUUUUCUCUCCCAAGGCAAAACGUUUUAAGAUCCAUCAAGCUGUUUCCCCCAACUUCUCGGAGAGAACAGCCGAGCAGGAUUCGCAACCCUUGUACGACAUCCCGGUAAAAAUGGAAAAGAGGACGGUGCCUUUAGCCGUCUCUUGGAGCACCUUGGCGGACCGAAUCCGGAGGCAAAUAAAGCGCCAGGAGACGGACGGAGAAAUGCUGAAAUUCAGAAAGUUUAGGGCAAAGAUUAGCCCGGAAGAAAACAAAAUGGCGGAGGACGAGUUAAGAAAGGAAAUCAGCAAAGAGAUGUUUGCUAAAAUGGAUAUAGUUGGCCAGUUUAAUCUGGGAUUUAUCAUCGCCAAGCUGAAAUCGGACCUCUUUAUCAUUGAUCAGCACGCUACCGAUGAAAAAUACAACUUUGAGAUGUUGCAAGAGCACACCACCCUGCAGGGGCAGAAGCUCAUCAAGCCUCAAAAUCUUAAUUUAACGGCUGUGAGUGAAAGUAUCUUGAUGGAUAAUCUGGAGAUUUUCCAAAAAAAUGGAUUUGAUUUUGUGGUGGAUGAAAAUGCUCCUGUAACUCAGAGAGCGAAGCUCAUAUCUUUACCAACCAGCAAAAACUGGACAUUCGGUCCUCAAGACAUAGAAGAAUUAAUCUUCAUGUUAAGCGAUUCUCCGGGAAUCAUGUGUAGGCCAUCCAGAGUGAGGCAAAUGUUUGCUUCUAGAGCCUGUCGAAAAUCUGUGAUGAUUGGAACCGCACUCACGGCCGGUGAAAUGAAGAAGCUGAUUACUCACAUGGGUGAAAUUGAGCAUCCUUGGAACUGUCCGCACGGCAGGCCCACCAUACGACAUUUAGCCAACCUGGACCUCAUCACACAAGAGUGACAGGCUACUAGCACUUAUUUUAUUGUGGAAUGCAAACCAUGAUCUAGUUUGCAUCGGAGCUCUCGGUUUUGCUGGACCAGAAGCUGAAAUCAUGGUUUUGUGUUGCAAAAGAAGAAUGUGUUUUUUUUCUCUCUCCCUCUUUCUUUCUCAAACGGGUUUGGUUCAUAUAGACACGAUAACUUUCCAUCCUCUGCCCUCUGAAAGAAGACUUUUUCACAUUUUUGUUGAAAAAGCAGCCAGAAAACAGGACUGGUUUUAUUGCUACCUUUGUAUAAAUAUUGGCUUUCUGUCCCUUUUAUUGAUUUCCUCUGGACAGUAAGAAUUAAAUGUACAUAGUAGGCUCUUUGGAUGACUUCCUGCUUUAGACCAGAUCCAUUUUGUAAAUAAAGAUUUUUAU